AAUCUACAGUGGCUUUCUUGCCAACACCAGCACGCUCGGUUGCGUUAUGAAGUUUCUAAAAUGACACUUGGGGAUAUUUUUGUCAGCACCAUGUAGCUGUUUUUAUCUAGAAAGUUUUGGGGGGAAAUCUUUUCAGUCAGUGUCAGUUCAUGUAACGGUGUUCUGAUCCGCUGUUGUUUCAGCUCCAGACAGUCACUUUCCAGCUCUGAUUUUUUCCUGAGAUAUUGGUCUAGUUGCAGUGAUGAGGCGAGGAGAUCCUCUCCCUCGAGCCUUUCAGGCUCCAGUGGAUGUACAUGCCAGUGCGGAUGGCCAAGUGUACAUGUUCAGACACAGACAAGAAGAACCAGAAGUGUCAUCUGAGGAUGAGGAACUCAAUGUCAUGGAGCUCCGGCCACGAAGCAGAGACUCGUCCUCACAGGAGAGAGAAAGAGUGGGAGAAAUGCUGUUGAUGGAACGGGACAUCUCACAUGAGGACAAUCUCAACAAACUGGCCCUUCAGUAUGGAUGCAAGGUGGCUGACAUAAAACGGGUGAACAACCUUUUUCAAGAGCAGGACAUGUAUGCACUGAAGUCUAUCAAAAUCCCUGUAAAGAAGCAUGGCUUGCUAACCGAGGCCAACUCUGAGCUCAGGGACCCCCAGCAAAGACCCUCCAAUGAUGUAGCAUCAUCAGACAGCGCUGAAGCAAACGUCUCGGGAAGACCUCAGGUGCAGGAGUACACCAAUUACCUAAAAGAGGUGGACAGUGACAUCGAGCGACUGAUCAAAAGCACGGACCCCUCAGAAGAGCUCUUUUCCAGCGGUUCCAGGGUGUCCAAACGAUGGGGGUGGAGAAGCCAGCGUUUGCGCAGCUACGGUGCAGACUGGGGGAUCCAGUGGUGGAACGCUGUAAUUGCCAUGUUGCUCAUUGGCAUUGUCCUGCCAAUAUUCUAUGUGGUAUAUUUUAAAACUCAAGAUAAUGGUGAAUCUGUAGUGAACAAUAGAGUGGACAACAUCACUGUGCCUACCUCAAACAGUACGGGGUGAGCGUCAGCUCAUUGGACCUCGGGAAUAUAAUAGAAAAUCACCUUGAAAAAAGUAAGUAUAACACUUGAAAAUUGGAAAUUUGGUUUGGUACUUUAAUAAACUUAAUAUUACAAGUUCACAUUAUUAUGGUACAUUCAUUUAAGUGGAUAGAUUGUCCAAAAUAAAAAAAAAGGUAACAUUUGGGUUCAAAAGACUUAUUUUGCAUGAAAAGGAUCACAUUAUUCAAAAUUUGUGUUCCACAGAAAAAGAAAGUAACAUGAAUACGGAGAGACGUGUGGGUGGGUAAAUGACAACACAAGUUUUUUGGUGAACUAUCAUUUUAAUUUUAUUUGCAUAGUGAAGGUACAUAAAGAGACAAUUCAACAAAUGAGAUUAUGAGUUUGCAUUACAAACUGGGCGUUGCAUCUGCUUACACUCCACACUCAGAUUGUAGAAACUGUUGUUAUUGGCUUUAUGGGUGCUAUUAUUUAACAGAAUUAUGAAAUGGUUAUAACAGUUUUUCUUAGUGGAGAAAAAAAAAAACUUUACAGGGGUCAUCGGAUGCUUUUUUUUUUUUUUUUAAAUCUCGUUAAAUAAUU
Molecule: messenger RNA, 1602 nt
Organism: Cyprinus carpio (common carp)
Lineage: Eukaryota; Metazoa; Chordata; Actinopteri; Cypriniformes; Cyprinidae
Gene: lysmd4
Product: LysM, putative peptidoglycan-binding, domain containing 4
Source: RefSeq, a predicted model, not a curated record